AUGAGUGCAAAGAAAAAUAAUAUGCAAGGAGUAGAGGAAGAAAUGUCAGAUAAUUCAGACAGCUUGAACACAACACUUGUGGAAAAUAACGCGAUGGCAGCAAAUACCGGAAAUUCUGCGAGUGGUAUAAUUUCACCGGAUCAAUUAGCAUCUCUAUUGGCAAGUAUUAAUUCUCUAAAGGAGUCUGUUAAUGAGAUUCGCCGCGAUAAUCAGCAAAUUCGUAGAGAGUUCAGAAUGUGUGAUAUAAGCAACAACGACGUGGUUCGAUCCACAGAGGAAUCACAAGGAAAUAACUUCAACGCCGCUCCAACCUUUGUCGCCGCAGGAGCACAGUCAACGAAUUUCACAACUCCAGUCAGUUUGUCGUUUGCAACUGAGAGUAGCAGCCUACCGCCGUCUUUAAUUUCUACGUCUUGUGCCAUGGAUAUUUUAAAUACUCCACAGCCUCAAAUCCAAUAUACCCAGCCAUCUGUGCAGUAUACAGUCCCACAAGUGCAAUAUACCCAGUCUGUACAGUAUCCAGACCCACAAUUGCAACAUACACAAUCAUCUGUACAGUAUCCAGCCCCACCAUUACAAUAUGGCCAGUCACAUACCACGUCGUCGCCACAGUUGCCUCAACAAUCAAAUGUUUCUCGAAUUUCGUAUGUUGACAAUUUAGCCGCCAGGUUGUAUCCACUACCCAACUUUGAUGGUAACCCAGAGGACUGGCCUCUUUUCAAAGCCAGUUACUGUGAUACUACAAGGGAAUUUGGAUAUAACAAUCGCCAAAAUUUGAUGAGGUUGCAUAAAGCUCUGCACGGUGAUGCUCGCCGUGUUGUUUCGUCGCUGUUGGUUUUUCCAGACAACGUGGCGCAAGUAAUUGAAGAACUACAAUUCAAUUUUGGUCGGCCUGAAUUGUUAAUUCGGGUACAAAUGCAGAAGAUCCAAAGAUAUCCUGUUAUAUCCGAAAGUCGUCUUGAACAAAUUGUUGAUUUCUCAAACCAAGUACGCAAUAUUGUCGCCUUUCUGAAAUCAGCGAAUUGUGAGCACCACUUGCUGAACCCAAUGUUGUUGGAGGAAUUAGUCCUUAAAUUGCCAGCUUCAAAACAAUUUGAAUGGAGUCGUCGUGCAGCAGGGGCGUCAGUAUAUCCGAAUAUACAAAGUUUUGCUGAUUGGUUGAGUGACCUUGCCAAGGUUGUCAGCCUAAUGCCUUCUGUAGUGUCAUCGUUACAGCGAAGUAGCCAGGCAUCGUCGUCAACAGCCUUGCGUUCAGUUACGCAGUCGUCUUCAAGUCGUCAGUCUUCAAAUAUUCCUAGAAGAGUGUUACUCAAUAAUGAGCCAGAGCCUGUUCAACAACAUCAGCAACCAUUGUGUUGCAUUAAGUGUAAGCAAUGUCAUCAGUUAAAGGUAUGUCCAGAAUUUAAGGAACUUAAUGUGCAAAAUAAGUGGACUCUGGUGAAAGCCAACCGUCUGUGCUUUGCAUGCCUUCAACGAGGUCAUGGUUUGGGUGAUUGUCGAUCUAGGCAUGAGUGUGGGGUCGACAAGUGCAAGCGUAUGCACCACCCUCUCUUGCAUCAGGCUGUCACAUCUGUUAAACCCUCGUCAACUGUUCAGCCCGCAACAUCGUCUGCUACCAACAGUAAUGAGCAUUUAUUGAAUUGCCGCGAAAACCAAAACGAAUGUUUGUUUAAAAUAUUGCCUGUGGUGUUAACCGGACCCAACGGAAGCUUCGCGAUUUAUGCCAUGAUCGAUGAGGGUUCUUCAAUAACUCUUCUGGAAGAAAGUAUUGCCAACAGCCUUGGGGUCAAAGGCCGUACUACGGCACUCACGUUACAGUGGUACAAUAAAAAGAAAAUUACAGAAAAAUCGCGUGUACUCAACCUGCAAGUAAGUGCAGAGAGUCGAAAUACAUCAUAUCAGUUGAAGAAUGUAUACACUAUCAAACAAUUGGAUUUACCAACGCAAACCUUUGAACGAAAUAAUUAUAGCAAUCUUAUAAACUUGCCAAUCGCCAAUUAUUCAUCCGUCAAACCUUCUUUAUUGAUUGGGUUAGACAACAGCCAUUUGUGUGUUGCCAAAGAAAUGGUUAGCUGUGGUCCUAAUGAACCUGUCGCCAUCGCCACCAAGUUGGGUUGGGUAGUUUAUGGGCCAACAAAGGUUGGUAGUGGUCCUAUAGCCAACGUUUUCCACGUCCGUAAACAAUUUUCAUCGCAGCAGUUACACCGGUUAGUGGAAGAGUACUUCAGUCUAGACAGUUUCGCAGUAAACAAGCCAGAUACUCCUCUUCAGUCAAAAGAAGACUUAAGAUCUAGAGAGAUUCUUUGCAAAACAACAAAAAACAUUGGGAAUCGCUACCAAGUAGGGUUAUUGUGGUGCGAAGAUCAAGUUCAAUUGCCACGUAGUUAUGAAAUGGCCAAGAAGAGAUUACUAAACGUCGAAAACAAAAUGGCCAAAGAUCCGGGGUAUGCUAAGAGCUAUAUAGCCGAAAUAAAUAAAUAUAUUAACAAGGGUUAUGCGCAGUUGCUGACUGAUGAAGAGUCGUCGAACGUAGGUCCAUCGAGGUGGUAUUUGCCACAUUUUGGGGUGAUAAAUCACAAUAAGCCACAAAAGCUGCGUAUAGUAUUUGACGCAGCAGCAUCCGUGUCGAAUGUUUCGUUGAAUUCUGUUUUGAUGAAAGGACCAGAACGCGCACAGCCACUGAUGUCAGUUAUGUUCAAGUUUCGCCAACGCCCACUUGCAGUUGCAGGCGAUAUACAAGAGAUGUUCUCUCAGGUCAAGAUUCGCCCUGAAGAUAGACAGUCACAACGCUUCCUAUGGAGACAUGGAGAUCCGUCCAAACGAAUUGAAGUAUAUGUCAUGACGUCCAUGAUAUUCGGAGCCGUUUGUUCACCGUGUUGUGCUGAAUAUAUUAAGAAUUUAAACGCCAGCCGCUUUGAAGAGAAAAUGCCACGAGGUGUUAAAGCUGUUGUUGAAAACACCUAUGUGGAUGACCUGGUCGCCAGUUUUGAUAGUAUUCAAGAAGCCAAUGAAGUCGUAAACGAAGCUAUUACCAUAAAUGCCGCAGCCGGAUUCUUUUUGAGAAAUUUCGUCUCUAACUGCAAGGAGCUACAAAAUCUAUUGAAUCAGGGAACAGAGGCGCCUCCAGACAUUGUUAGCAUGGAACAUGAGCCUAAAACUGAUAAAGUAUUAGGUAUGUAUUGGAAUUCUACUGACGAUGUUUUGGAGUUUCAGUUCAGAUUUUGCAAGAUUUCGCGUGAAGUGUUAGAGUGUAAACGUUCACCUACAAAACGAGAGCUGUUGGGACUCGCUAUGGCCAUUUACGACCCAUUCGGCCUGCUUGCUAACAUCACCGUCAUAGUCAAGUUGAUUUUACAAGAGACCUGGAAGCAGCAGAUAGACUGGGAUGAUUCCUUACCAAUAAAUUUAAGAGAACAGUGGUUUUCAUGGUGGAAAGCCUUCCGCAAAAUAAGGCACUUUUCAGUGCCUAGAUGUCUUUCGCCCAUCUACUCUUCAGCUGAUGAGCUGCAACUCCACAUCUUUGUGGACGCUAGUGAAGCCGCCUACGCUGCCGUAGCUUAUCUACGGAUGAAGUACGCGAACGAUGUCAGCGUCACAUUUCUCGCAGCCAAGUCCAGAUGUGCCCCUAAACGGGCAACCACUGUACCUCGCUUAGAACUACAAGCCGCAGUAUUAGGAAGUCGUCUAAGAACUUCGGUAGAGCGAUGCCUAGACCGAAGCAUGCACAGUGUAACGUAUUGGAGUGACUCUAAAACUGUGUUGCUUUGGAUUCGUUCCACUAAACGGGAUUUUAAACAAUUUGUCGCCAGCCGCAUCUCUGAGAUCCUUUCAACCACAAAUAUCAACCAAUGGCGUUGGAUUCCGACAGCAGCAAAUGUGGCAGAUGAAGCCACAAAGUUUAAGUCAACACCAGAAUGUUCGUCGAAUUCUCGAUGGAUAACAGGUCCCUCAUUUUUGCGCGAAAGUGAAGAUAUAUGGCCUAUUGAGGCCGAGCCCGUACAUUCUGACCUUCCUGAAGAAAUAGAAU
Molecule: messenger RNA, 4027 nt
Organism: Rhagoletis pomonella (apple maggot)
Lineage: Eukaryota; Metazoa; Arthropoda; Insecta; Diptera; Tephritidae
Exons: 1
Source: RefSeq, a predicted model, not a curated record